AGGUCUGAAAGCUAGAACUGGUGGCUGAUAUGUUAUUAAUAAGAGGAAUCACCAGGUUUAGAAAAGUCAUUCUUGGAGGAGGUCAAAGAAGGGUCAUUUUUAACACACCUUACCUAAUAGGCAAGGGGGCCAGCAGCUGCAAUCACCAAAAUGCCUCUAGUUUUAGUGGCGUUAUGGAGUCACACUUUAAUUACUUCCAAAUUGGCAGAGCACUUGGCACUGUUGAGUGUGCCAGGGCUCUUGGGGGCUGUGCCAGUCUGAAGGACAAUGCCCAGGGCAGUGGAGCCCUCAACAUUUGUAGCCUUAGAUGUUUGUGGAGAUCGCAACAUGGGCUAGAACACCGUCCAGUUCAACAGCACGUUCAUGAACGGAUCUGUUUAUUCCACCAAGAUCACAGAUUGUACAGUGGACUAAAACAGGAAGAGGUCGACCCAGCCAAAAACGCCCCAAAAAAUGAUUCCAAGAAACAUAAGCAAAUGGGGGACAGCAGCUGCAAUCACCAAAAUGCCUCUAGUUUUAGUGGCGUUAUGGAGUCACACUUUAAUUACUUCCAAAUUGGCAGAGCACUGGGCACUGUUGAGUGUGCCAGGGCUCUUGGGGGCUGUGCCAGUCUGAAGGACAAUGUCCAGGGCAGUGGAGCCCUCAACAUUUACAGCCCUAGAUGUUGGUGGAGAUCGCAGCAUGGGCUAGAACACCUUCCAGUUUAUCCAUCCAUCUACUGGAUGAGUAGAUGGAUGGAUAAAUGGAUGGAUGGAUAGACAGACAGAUGAGCAGAUGGAUGGAUAGAUAGAUGGAUAAAUGGAUGGAUGGACGAGUAGAUAGAUGGAUGGAAGGACAGAUGGAUAAAUGGAUAGAUAGAUAGAUAGAUAGAUAGAUAGAUAGAUAGAUAGAUAGAUAGAUAGAUAGAUGGAUGGAUGGAUGGAUGGAUGGAUAAAUUGAUGGAUGAACAGAUAGAUGAUAAAUGGAUGGAUAGAUAGACAUACAGAUGAGUGGAUGGAUGGAUGAGUAGAUAGAUGAUGGAUGGAUAAAUUGAUGGAUGGAAGGACGGACAGACAGACAGAUAGAGAGAUGGAUAGACAGACAGAUAGAUGGAUGGAUGAGUAGAUAGAAAGAUGGAUGGAUGGAUGGAUGGAUAGAUAGAUGGAUGGACAGACAGAGAUCGAUAGAUGGAUCGAUGGAUGGAUGGAUAGCUUUUGGAUUAGGCAUUGGAACCAUUGCUGAAGUGGGAAAGAAAAGUCUUAAAUCUGAUGAUAAAACAGGUGGGAAAACAUGUGUUUGAAGCAGUGGUGUGAGAAAUUCAUUUUGUUCAGCAGAACUCCCAUGAUGGUUUACUUGAAGAAGCUACUGAGACUUUAUGUAAUGAUUUAAUCUUUUAAUAAAUAUAAUACAUAUAUUUACACAUUUGUGUGUAUAAUGUCAAAGGAAAGUGUUAUAUUUUGAUUUGUUUACACAUUUUAUAUAAAAAAAAAACCUAUUUAAUGUUUUGCGCAAGGCAAUUAAGCUGUAUAAAAGCAUCUCUUGAUACUGAUAUAAGCUUGAAAUUCAAGUGAAGAAGGUAAUGUCUGGUUACCUUUUAAGGUGCACUAAAAUCAUUGUCACGUUUUGCACACACAGAGCAAUCAUUGCUAAUGUUUACACUCUGUGGUGCAGAACUAUUUUUAUGGCUUGCGUUACCCUUGACAUUUACCUUUAUUCCUGUUAAGUAUGUGACAGUGUAAAAGACACAAAUGUCAUUCUGCAAUAUCAUUACAACCCUUCCCCCAAUACAGUGCAGGGUUGUGUAUGUUGCCGGGCUGCAUUCUGUAGCUUAACACUUGAAAAUAGAUAAUUAGAUCCAGUUAGAAAGCCGAUAAGAUCACGUUUAGUCCCCUUAAGGGGGUUCAGUGGAAAGGAGGAGGCGAGAACCGGCUUGACAACUUAAAUAAUAAUUUAAUAAACAACUUAAACACACAACCAAAAACACACAGUACAGCUGCCUGUAAUUCUCUCUCUCUCUUGAACUGUCGUCCCUGGCCGCCUUUAUCCCUCGCGCACCCCAUCAGGCUGAUUGGGGACCGGGUGUGUCUCAUUCCAGCCCGGCCCCGCCCUCCUCGGCUCUACAGUCCCUUUUAAUGUUUGUUGUAUUUCUAAAGGGCAAUAAUAUAUUAUAUUCCAUGUCAUUUGAGGUGAACGACAGAGCAAUGCUCUGUUUGUGAUAUGUCACUGACCAAAAUAAGCAUCCAACACACCAGCUGGCCACAAUAACCAUGUAAAGCUUGCUAAUGCCUUCCAUGCUGCAAAAGUCAUUGACGUACUGUACAUAGAAGUGGGCUUACCAGUUUAUGCAUUCCCACAUUUAUCCAUGAUAAUUUCCUUCUUUUCUUGUCCAUAGAUGACACGUUCAUAAACCCCCAGCUUGCAAAGAUCUUUGACCGUGUUCAACAGAAUGCUGACUUCAUGCCCUCCAAGCAAUUUAUUUGUCUAGACUCAAAUGUGAGAGUUGAUAAAAACACAAAAACAGCUUCUACAUCUUAAAGUCAACUUUAAAAUAUGUAUACAACUAGAACAGAAAACUAGAAAGGAAUUUAACAAUUAGCAGUUCCAUUAAUGAUUCUUUUACUUCUACUGAGCGUUGAAAACUGUCGUCAGUGAUCUGGGUCCAAACUGGUGGGAUAAACUCGAGUACUUUGAGGAGCGUCCGCUUGCGGCGGUGUCCAUCGGUCAGGUGCAUCUGGCUAGAAUGAAGGACGGCAGAGAAGUGGCCAUGAAAAUCCAGGUACGAAAGAUAAUUUUUUUACAUUUUUUUUUUAUGUAUCAUUGUUAUUUGUGCUGCAAAUUUAGGCAUUUUGUAAAUAAAUUAAAUGAAAGUCUGCUCCCAGUAUCCAGGUGUGGCAAACAGUAUAAACAGAGAUGUGAACCACUUAAUGACAGUGCUCAGUAUAAGCAAUGCAUUACCUGAAGGUACAAAUUAUGCUGUAAAUAUAUUGAUCCAAAUGAUUCUGCUGUAAAAGUUUUACAUUAAGGUAUAUUGCAUGCUUUAUAUGUAUUUGUCCAUCUGUCCAUCAGGUCUGUUUCCUGAGCAUCUAAUAGAAGUUAUGAGCAGAGAUUGGCAUUGGAAUGUGAUUAUGUAUGGGAAGCCAAAUGUGCUGUAAGGCUGGCACCAGGAUGUCUACACCCAAAAGGCGCCAUUUCCGGUAAAAGUCAAAGAGCUCUG
This is a messenger RNA of Myxocyprinus asiaticus (Chinese sucker), 3193 nucleotides long. RefSeq lists its product as uncharacterized. Bases 30 to 758 code for a protein of 242 amino acids. NCBI's taxonomy places the organism in Eukaryota, Metazoa, Chordata, Actinopteri, Cypriniformes, Catostomidae. The record is from RefSeq and is a predicted model, not a curated record. The transcript has 3 exons.